AAUAGUGGGUUUGAGAUAAACCCCUUUAUCAGAUCAUUGAAGAGUUUUCUACAACCGUCCGUCGAAUUAAACUCCCUUGAAAAGCAGUAUAUCGAUCAAACAGACAAAAUGGUGCAAAAGACAACAUCGAAACGGAAAAGAAAAUCAAUAGCACACAAUGAUAUUAUGAGUUUGGACGCUGGUGAGCUGAAGCAACUUGCUAUCAAUGCACGUGAAGAAGAGACAUGGACACGACAAUUUUGUGGUGGUCUGUCAAAAACCGUGAGUUUCUUUCGUAAAUUGCAGCUCAGAAAAGUACACGUUGAAUGCCUCAAGAAGACCCCCUUUUAUCAUUUUGUAAUGCCGUUUGUUCGAGGUUUAAUUACACGUGGGUCGGUUAGAGGGACGCAGACUGGGACAGUCACUAUGUUGUUUACAUAUGACAAAAACUGCAAAGCGUUCAUUUUGGGUGGUAAAAAACUCAUUAUUAAUCUUCGUGAAUGCGAUUUGAUAUUUGGAAUAACAUCCGGUGAAGAUCCAGUAAACAGAAAGAGGUCACAGAUAUACGAUUCCCCACUAGCAAUGCGGAAAUUCCGUCAAUACAAGAAGUUGCGUACAUGCCAUCUUACUGAACAGCUGCUGAAAUAUAUUCACAGUGACAAACAAGAAGAUGUAGAAGAUACCGUACGGAUAGUUAUCAUCCACCUUCUGUGUACUGUGUUCUUCGUGACUGAUGGAGGAAGAGUUAAUUGGUGGAUGUUCAGAAUAUGCAACAACUUGGAUUUGUUGAACAAAUACAACUGGGGGAAGGGCAUAGUGGACUACUUCAUGCACUUUGUUAACAGACACCCACCUGCAAAAGUACGAGGCUGUACCCCCCUGUUUAUGUAUUGGAUCUGCGAACGGACAAAGCUAGUCAAUCCAGUUAAAGAAGACGCAUUUCCGAGGUUCCUAAAGUGGCGAUUGUCAAGUCUCAGAAACAUAAUAGACGAAUUCGCUAUAAAGGGCAUAAAAGCAGAUGAUGUCAAUACAAAGCCAAUUUCUAAAACAGCUAUUGAGCACGCAAUACUUUGCGGAAAGCAGGAAGAUACAUAUGGCAGUGACACAGACAUUCAUCAAGACGCCGAUGAAGAUAGAAACAAUGACAGCAUUUCAGGUGGUGAUGGGCUUGAUGUUGACGACAACAUUGAAGAGUCCGAUGACAACAACAACACAAUUCCAAACUUCGAAUCAUGUUUUGCGGCUGAUACUGAAGGUCAAAUAGACAUAGAUGAUGUCCCCCUAGCUGCUUGGAUUGUCAAGUAUCCAGAACUGAUAGAUACAAUUUCAACGCAAGAAAAGGCAAUACAAAAUUUGCAACAAGAACUUGCGUCCGCCGAAGUCGAGUCUACAAAGUUGAAAAAUAAGGUGGCACAUCUGGAGAGCUUGAAUACACACAUUGAAGCGCAGUUUAGUCGUCUAUCUGAUAUACCAACCAACAGCCAGAUCGAGAGGUCCUCAUCCACACGCUUGACAAAAGAACUUGAGAUCGAAAGGUCCGCAUCGGCACGAUUUGGUAAAGAACUUGAGUUGGAGAGGUCCACAUCAAGCAGGCUUACUAAAGAGCUUCACGAUGUUAGUACGAAACUUGUCAGCGCAAACAAAAACAACGACGAGAUUCGAGCUGAGCUUGAUAAAUUGAAGGAUGAGUACGAGAGUCUGCAUAAUACAACUGCUGCAUACCUCACUGAUAUAGUAGAGUUGAAGGGAAGAAUCACAACUGUUGAAGCUCAUAAUAAAUCACUUAAUGAGGCAAACCAGGCCCUCCAAUCUCUUAUUGAUGGGCAUGCUGCAAAAAUCGAUCAUCGCAGCAAACCAAGCAAUCUAGUUGAUGAUGACAUGCCAAAUUGGGAUUUGUUAACACAGACACAAGCUGCUUCGGAUGUAACGUGCACAAUGUACACCAAAACCGACCUCCACAUCAUAGAUCUUGAAACAAAAUUAAAGAUCUCAGCCGCAAAGGAUAUUGCAAAAUCAAAACGACUGGAGAAACAGGAGGAGAGAAUACGUAAUCUGACCGAAACCCUAAAUCAAAAGAAACCCGUAACAGUCAUUGAAGAAGAUGAUGAUGACUUCGAUUUCAGUAAUGCUAUCAUCCAGCAUAUUAACAGGGAUCCCAAGUCGGUCGUAGCCAAGAGGACUAGGUCGAAAAGGCAGAACGUAACACCGAUAUCGAAGAACAGUUUGGUGAAUGUUGGGAAAUGUUACAAAAAGUAUAGUGCAUACCUAAAUUUGAGCGAUGAAAAUAAGGGUUUAAUCAAUGUAAUUGCAUCUUCUGAAGACAAGCAAAGCAAAAUACUUUGGCAAGAUGAAGAUAGGGUUGUGCGAGUAUUGGUCGCAGAUCUUUUUCCCUGCCUACAAAAUCAAUCUCUCUCUAAUGGAGUGGUUGACUCCUAUUGCAAAAUCCUAUCCCUUGAACAUAACGCUGGCAAGUUGAGUCAAAGCACAUCCUCGACUAAAAAUGCAAAAAUACUCGUGUUCCCGUCUUGGUUCCUGGAUACGAUUCGUAGAAGGUCCGAUGGUAUGUUUGAUCCACCUACUGGCAUGUGCGAUCAUGAUUUUUUCAUAUUCCCCAUCCUGCACAGGCAGAAGCCAAAUGAACGAGGAAAUGACCACUGGACUGUCCUUAUCUUGAAUAAGUCAGAGGGUGACUACAAUUUCUACAAUCCAAUGAUAGCGCGUGAAAACAUAGCAGACCAAUAUAUUGGUGAUGCAAUUGAGCUGAAACAUGCAAUUGACAAAACCGGAAGGCAUCACCAUUUUGAUCUUCCAUAUGAUGAAGAGGUCAAUCUAAUUAGAGAUGCACCACAACAAAAAAGUGGCAGUGUGGACUGUGGGGUCGUUGUCUGCUACAUUGUGAAGCAGUGUUUCCUUCAGCAACCAAUUUCAUACACACUAGGUGUUAAAAACAUUCCCAAUAUGCGCAAAGAAAUCGUAGAAAAAUUUCUUAAAUGGGGUCGUGAUAAGGACUACAGUAAACGUCGGGUGUGAGAUAUGAGCUUAUGA
Erythranthe guttata (spotted monkey flower) is the source of this 3024-nucleotide messenger RNA. RefSeq lists its product as uncharacterized. Lineage: Eukaryota; Viridiplantae; Streptophyta; Magnoliopsida; Lamiales; Phrymaceae. The record is from RefSeq and is a predicted model, not a curated record. Gene Ontology annotation, molecular function: cysteine-type peptidase activity. Gene Ontology annotation, biological process: proteolysis; meristem development; meristem maintenance.